AUGGAGCAGUUAAAACCUCCGUCGCACCUAAGUUUUGAAGGGAACUUGGCCGAAAAUUGGAAAGAAUGGCUGCAAGGAUUUCGCCUAUACUUGAUCGCGUCAGGAAUCGACGAGAAAGCAGGCAAGGUACAAGUUGCUACGUUUUUACAUGUUGCUGGUGUUGAAGCGAGACGCAUUUAUAAUACAUUCAACAUUCCGGAGGAGGAUGUAGAUAAAUUAGAUGUAUUGAUUCAAUGCUUCCAGGACUACGUCGAACCACGUAAGAAUUUGACAUAUGUACGUCACAUAUUUUUCACACGUAAACAAGAAACUCAUGAGACUAUUGACAACUAUGUCACAGACUUGAAAAACAAAGCAUUACAGUGUGAAUUCGGGGAUUUGAAAGAGUCGCUAAUUCGGGACAGAAUAGUAUGUGGUAUAUCGAAUGAAGCAUGCAGAGCGAGACUCUUGCGAGAAGCAGAUUUAACACUCGUUAAAUGUAUAGACAUAUGCAGAGCAUCUGAAUUAUCAGAACAUCAGUUGAAGACCUUACACCAAGAACCAGUGGCAGCUGUAUCCGCUCACGCUGUAUCCAAGAAGCAUAACCAUGAAAAACAGCACAAUAGUAGUGAGACUCACAGAAAACAGAAAGCCAAUGUCCAAAGUACGCACACAGGCAAACCAUGUGGCAGAUGUGGUAGACAACAUCAGAAGGGAAAAUGCUUUGCAUACAACAAACUCUGUUACAAGUGUAAAAGCCCAAAUCAUUAUGCUAAAUAUUGCAAGACUGGAUCUAAGUCAAGUGUACAUUCGCUAGAGGAAACGGAAGAGGACCUAUACCUUGGCACAGUGAGUGUGGACAGUAUUCAUGAAGAGCUACCGUGGACAGAAUCUGUGACUAUUAACAAUGUACCAGUUACAUUCAAGCUGGAUACAGGGGCUCAAGCAAACAUAAUACCGCGAAAUGUAUUCAACUCGCUACAGAUUUCUCGGAAACACUUACAGAGUGUGAACGUGAACCUGAUUACCUACAAUGGUGACGUCAUGAAACCAGAUGGAAAAGUUGACAUUAGAUGCCGCAUUCGUAAAGUGGAACAUACACUUCCGUUUUAUGUCACAAACAAGGGAAGCACUCCUAUCCUUUCUAAAGAAACAUGUGCUCGUUUGGGAUUAAUACAACACAUACCAGCAGAGUCAAUAGACAAGGACGUGUUUAUGUCAAAAGACAAAUUAAUCGAACAGUAUGCAGAUAUUUUUAGUGGUUUAGGAAAACUACCAGGAAAGUACCACAUUGAAAUAGACAAAAGUGCAAACCCAGUGGUUCACCCACCAAGGAAAAUACCCGCAGCGUUACUUAAACCUGUACAAGAUGAAUUAAAGCGAAUGGAAGAUCUGGGCGUGAUAACGAAACAAGAUGGUCCAACAGAUUGGGUCAACAGUAUGGUGACAGUACGCAAACCAGGAAAAAUUCGCAUAUGUGUGGAUCCAAAAGAUUUGAAUCAGCACAUUAAAAGAGAACAUUAUCAUCUAGUGACCGUAGAAGAAAUUAUUGAACGACUGCCUAAUGCCAAAGUCUUCUCAAGAUUUGAUGCCACACAUGGCUUUUGGCAUAUUCAGCUCGAUGAGGAAAGUUCUAAAGCACUUACCUUCAAUACACCAUUCGGUAGAUACCGGUACCUGAGACUUCCUUUCGGAAUCUCGUCAGCUUCAGAAGUGUUUUCAAAACGUGUACAGGAACUAUUUUCAGACUUACCUGGUGUUGAGUGUUUAGUGGACGAUAUACUGGUACAUGGAGAAAACAACGCGGAACAUGAUGAAAACCUUAUUCGUAUGCUGGAACGCUGUCGUAAAGUAGGACUCAAACUCACCAGGGACAAAGUUGAACUUAGAGUUCCUGAAGUAAAGUACGUCGGUCACAUUAUUGGGAAAGAUGGACUCAAGGUGGAUCCGGAGAAAGUACGGGCCAUUGUGAAUAUGCCGGAACCAACAGACAUACAAGGUGUCCGCAGAUUCCUGGGACUAGUGCAGUAUGUGUCCAAAUUCAUUCCAAACUUAGCAGAUGUUUCGGAACCACUCCGGAUACUUACCAAAAAUGAUGUUGUAUGGCACUGGGAAAAGGAACAAGUUGACAGUUUUGCUAGAUUAAAGGAAAUACUGACACAAGCCCCUGUGCUAAAGAUAUAUGACCUUGAGAAGGACGUCACAAUUUCCGUUGAUGCUAGCUGCAAAGGAUUGGGUGCUGUAUUGUUACAAAAUGGGCAACCAGUCGCUUAUGCCUCACGAGCUCUUACUGAAACUCAACAGAGGUACGCACAAAUAGAACGCGAGAUGCUGGCAGUUAUAUAUGGAUGUGAAAAGUUUCACCAUUAUAUUUACGGUCGUUCGAUUACCAUAGAAACAGAUCACAAACCAUUGUUAGCAAUUCAUCGCAAACCAUUAUACCAAGCUACUCCAAGACUACAGAGAAUGCUGAUGCGUUUACAGCGCUAUGAUGUACAAUUGAAAUAUGUACCUGGAAAAGAAAUGUUUAUAUCCGAUGCUUUGAGUAGAGCAUUCUUGAAAGAGUGCAAAGAGACAUUAGUAGAUGAGGACAUUGAUGUGAACUUUAUUGAACAAGAACUUCCAAUGACAGAGAAAAAGCUUCAAGAAUUGAAGGAUGCCACAGAAGCCGAUGAACAGUUUCAAACAUUAGCGGACAUUGUUAGAGUAGGAUGGCCUGAGACUCGUGAACAAGUUCCAACUUGUGUCAGGAUGUUCUGGAACUACCGUGGUGAAAUUACCGUCCUGAAUGGACUAUUGUACAAGGGACAGUCUGUAAUGAUACCAUCAUCACUGCAGCGCCAGAUGCUUACCAAACUGCAUGAACCUCACCUUGGUAUCGUGAAAACUAAGCAGAGAGCCAGGAACAUAAUAUUUUGGCCGAACAUGAACUUUGACAUAGAACAAUUAAUUCAGUCUUGUGGAGUGUGCAACUCGUUCCGAAAAUCAAACAUCAAACAACCUCUAAUUCCACAUGAAAUACCGAAUACUCCUUUGGACAAAGAUUUACGAGCCCGAUCAACCAUUGCAGCAUGCAAAACAGUAUUCGCUAGAAAUGGCAUACCACUAGAACUAUUUUCAGACAAUGGACCGCAAUUUAGUUGCCAUGAGUUUAAGUGUUUUGCAUCGGAUUGGGAAUUUGCACACAGAACAUCAAGCCCUCGUUAUCCACGUUCGAAUGGUCAGGCAGAGCGCUGCAUCCAGACCAUUAAAAACUUGCUCAAAAAGGCAGAAGAGAGCAAUGGUGAUCCAAAUAUUGCUCUCUUAGAGUACAGAAAUACACCUAUUGAUGGAAUUGGAAAAUCACCCGCACAGCUGUUGAUGAACAGAAGUCUUCGUUCAAAGAUUCCUACAACUCGAACAUGGUUGGAGCCAAAACCUUUGGAAUCUCAACUCUCCAAACUUCAACUUCGUCAGAUGAAACAGAAAUAUUUUCAUGACCGAACCUGUUCUAAACUACCGCACAUUGAAGAGAGAGAGAUCAUUCGUAUGCAGAAUCCAGAAAAUCGAAAUUGGGAACCAGGAGUCAUUCAACAGAACCUUGGAAACCGUUCAUACAGCAUAUUGAACCAACAUGGAAGAGCUCUUCGGAGAAACCGUAGCCAGAUAUUGAAAUCGCGGGAAACCAACUUCCAGUUGUUACCCCCAGAAGUUGAACCACAAUUGAGUGAAUCUGUACCAAGUGAAAGUGAAAAUUCUGGUGAUGUGUCCAAUGUUAAUACCCCACAUUCAAGUCAGGAAAAUCCCGUGGCAAACAGCAAACCCUCGGUAACCAGAUCAGGAAGAAUCUCGAGACCACCCGCCUACCUAUCAGAAUAUGUGAAAUAA
Molecule: messenger RNA, 3846 nt
Organism: Magallana angulata
Lineage: Eukaryota; Metazoa; Mollusca; Bivalvia; Ostreida; Ostreidae
Exons: 2
Coding region: 1-3846 (1281 amino acids)
Biological process (GO): DNA integration
Molecular function (GO): nucleic acid binding
Source: RefSeq, a predicted model, not a curated record